CGAGAUUAUUCAAGCAUCGACUCACUGAUGGAUGAAGAUGAGGAGCGAUCGGCAAAGGCCACCUGGAAUCUGCUGGCAUCACGGCACAACAUCAACAUCGCUCUAAUCACAGUCAGAAGACAGUUGAAGAAACUUGAGUGGAGUUAUGGAAAGGCUCGGUAAGAUUUUUGUUUUGUUUGUUAAGGCUUUUUACGCUAAUAUUGUAAUAGGCCACCUAUUAUAUGUAUUGUUUUUUUACAGAACAUGAACCAUGUGUGUUCUCUUGUUUUGUACUGUUCUGUAGUUUCGACCCAAAGAUUUGUCUGACAAACAAAGAACUUCACCUGCUGCAGGCAGGAUCGAAGCUGGCUAGACAUUCAAUGACGUCAUCUUCACAGACGAAUCAAUCGUGGCCCUUGACAAAUUUGCUCAAAAUUGCUACAGAAAAAAAGGAAGAAGAUCAAGCAAGCCGAGUCCCAAGCAUCCCCUCAAACUCUCACCAGGGACCAGGCCCAUAUUUGAUUUUUGAUGGUUAAAUUUAGCCAUUUACAAAGCGAAAGGUUACAUAAAAUAUUGUAGCCUACACCUUACAGACUGCAAUGUGUUCCACAAUAAUUCACUGUUGCCUCCUUAUUCAGGUAUCAUGGCUAGAGAGUUCUUUGAGGAAGAAAUCAUCAAGAGAUGUGCUGGACCCUAUGUCAGAGAGGUGUUUCUGGCACCACAUCAUUUCUUUCAAGGUAGGAUUAUAGCAAUAUGUUGUUAUGUUUAGGCCUAUUUACAUGUAUAUUUCUAUUAUUUUACCUAAUGUUGGCUAAUGUCAUUUUUUUUCUUCAUAUGCAGACAAUGACCCAAAACACACUGUUGCCCUAGUUUGCAUUGCAAAUAAGGGCAUAAACUGGGUCAAGACGCCAGCAGAGUAAGUAGACCUACAACACUUUUUCACAGCACAUUACUCAACACUUGUGAGACGCACCUCGCCUACGGUAGGCCAACAGUAUAUCAAAAAUAUUUUAUAUCUCUACAUGUAGGUCUCCUGAUUUAAACCUGAUCGAACUUGUUUGGCAUCAACUGAAAACAUUCAUCUGUAACUCUGCCAAGCCUACAAGCAAAGAUGAACUGGUGAAGACCAUCAAGACGUUUUGGCUUGAGAAACUGAAGAUACAACAAUGCAACAAAUACACUGAUAAUCUCAGCAAGGUUUUACCCAUGGUCGUGGAGCUGGGGGGAAGUGCAACUAAAAUGUAG
This is a messenger RNA of Coregonus sp. 'balchen', 1224 nucleotides long. Lineage: Eukaryota; Metazoa; Chordata; Actinopteri; Salmoniformes; Salmonidae. The record is from the annotation of a GenBank genome assembly.